Molecule: messenger RNA, 1202 nt
Organism: Acanthisitta chloris (rifleman)
Lineage: Eukaryota; Metazoa; Chordata; Aves; Passeriformes; Acanthisittidae
Gene: KHDRBS1
Product: KH domain containing, RNA binding, signal transduction associated 1
Exons: 8
Biological process (GO): regulation of alternative mRNA splicing, via spliceosome
Cellular component (GO): nucleus
Molecular function (GO): mRNA binding; poly(A) binding
Source: RefSeq, a predicted model, not a curated record
AAAUUGAAAAAAUUCAGAAGGGGGAAACAACAAAGAAGGAUGAGGAGGAGAACUACCUGGAUUUAUUUUCCCACAAGAAUAUGAAACUGAAAGAACGAGUUGUGAUCCCUGUCAAACAGUACCCCAAGUUCAACUUUGUUGGAAAGAUUUUGGGACCUCAAGGCAACACCAUUAAAAGACUUCAGGAAGAAACUGGUGCUAAGAUAUCUGUGCUGGGGAAAGGCUCAAUGAGAGAUAAAGCCAAGGAGGAAGAGCUGCGUAAAGGAGGAGACCCUAAAUAUGCUCAUCUCAACAUGGAUCUGCACGUGUUCAUCGAGGUGUUUGGCCCUCCCUGUGAGGCUUAUGCUCUGAUGGCUCAUGCCAUGGAGGAGGUCAAGAAGUUUCUUGUUCCAGAGGUUAAGCUGCAUAUCUGCCAGGAGCAAUUCCUGGAGCUCUCCUACCUGAAUGGAGUGCCAGAACCGAAUCGUGGCCGAGGAGUCCCUGGCAGGGGAAGGGGAGCAGCUCCACCACCUCCUCCACCUGUUCCAAGGGGCCGUGGGGUUGGUCCUCCUCCUCCUCCUCCUCCUCGGGGGGCCCUGGUGCGAGGGGCCCCAGUCAGAGGGGCUAUGGGCAGGGGAGCUGCAGUAGCCCGGGGGGUUCCUCCUCCCCCAGCAGUGAGAGGGGCUCCUGCCCCCCGAGCAAGGGCAGCUGGAAUCCAGAGGAUACCCCUCCCACCACCUCCUGCCCCGGACACCUACGAGGAAUAUGGCUAUGACGACACAUACGCAGACCAGAGCUAUGAGGGGUAUGAAGGCUACUACAGCCAGGGCCAGGGGGACACAGAAUACUAUGAUUAUGGACAUGGGGAGGCACAGGAAACCUAUGAAGCUUAUGGACAAGAUGACUGGAAUGGGACACGACCCUCCCUGAAGGCCCCUCCGGCCAGGCCAGUGAAGGGGGGCUACAGAGAGCACCCCUAUGGACGCUACUAAAACUCAAAUUGAGGGAAAAAUCCCACUUAUGAGCAAACAGUUGUUACUGAUUCUUGUAUCUCCCAGGAUUCCUGUUGCUUUACCCACAGCAGACAAGUAAUUGUCUCCCUGUUUUUCUUCGUGGCCCUUUUUUCUCCCCACUUCAUCCUCCCCCUGCAUUUUGGCUUCUUGUAUGUAGUACUUUUAAAAAGAGGAGUUAAAUAGCUUUAGAAGGGAGCAAGUUUAAUUUUU